Messenger RNA from Rhodamnia argentea, 1609 nucleotides. RefSeq names its product serine/threonine-protein phosphatase PP2A-4 catalytic subunit. Gene Ontology annotation, cellular component: cytosol. NCBI's taxonomy places the organism in Eukaryota, Viridiplantae, Streptophyta, Magnoliopsida, Myrtales, Myrtaceae. Gene Ontology annotation, molecular function: protein serine/threonine phosphatase activity. Gene Ontology annotation, biological process: peptidyl-serine dephosphorylation; mitotic cell cycle. The record is from RefSeq and is a predicted model, not a curated record. Bases 223 to 1164 code for a protein of 313 amino acids. The transcript is spliced from 11 exons.
CCACAAAAAAAUAGUUACGCGCAACGCCCCGUCAUUCUUCACGCGCCUCGCUGGUUCCUUCCCUCACUGCGCAUCGGUUCGCUCGCUCGCUGGCUGCGAAUCGUGAAAAGCAGAGCGAAGGUGAAAGAAUCUCCGAACCCGAGGGUUAGGGCAACUCCCUAAUCCGAUUCAGCCGUCCGCUUCAUCGGCGCGUGGAUCCGAUUUCGGAGCCGUCGGAGCAAGAUGGGCGCGAAUUCUAUGUCCCCCGAUGCGAGUCUCGAUCUCGACGAGCAGAUCGCGCAGCUCAUGCAGUGCAAGCCGCUUUCCGAGCAACAGGUUAAAGCUUUAUGUGAGAAGGCUAAAGAGAUAUUGAUGGAAGAAAGCAACGUCCAGCCCGUAAAAAGCCCCGUAACAAUUUGUGGUGACAUCCAUGGGCAGUUUCAUGAUCUUGCUGAACUUUUUCGAAUUGGGGGAGAGUGUCCAGAUACCAAUUACUUGUUCAUGGGUGAUUAUGUGGACCGUGGAUAUUAUUCUGUCGAAACUGUAACACUAUUAGUGGCCUUGAAAGUACGAUAUCCUCAGCGAAUUACUAUCCUUAGAGGGAAUCAUGAAAGUCGUCAGAUUACUCAAGUUUAUGGUUUUUAUGACGAAUGCUUAAGGAAGUAUGGAAAUGCUAAUGUUUGGAAGAUAUUUACAGAUCUGUUUGACUAUUUUCCGCUGACAGCAUUGGUUGAGUCAGAGAUAUUUUGCCUGCAUGGUGGAUUAUCUCCCUCAAUUGAAACUCUUGACAGCAUUAGGAACUUUGAUCGAGUACAAGAGGUACCUCACGAAGGACCGAUGUGUGAUCUACUAUGGUCAGAUCCUGAUGAUCGAUGUGGUUGGGGCAUUUCACCUCGGGGUGCCGGUUAUACUUUUGGCCAGGAUAUAUCUGAACAAUUCAAUCACACAAACAAUUUGAAGUUGAUUGCUAGAGCUCACCAGCUGGUCAUGGAUGGAUUUAACUGGGCACAUGAACAAAAGGUUGUGACUAUAUUUAGUGCACCUAACUAUUGUUAUCGCUGUGGGAACAUGGCUUCCAUCUUGGAAGUCGAUGACUUCAAGGGCCACACAUUUAUACAGUUUGAGCCAGCUCCUAGGAGAGGAGAACCAGAUGUCACCCGGAGAACACCUGAUUACUUCCUCUGAAGUCGCUCCACUGUUGUCUACUGAUUUUUGCUCAUGUUUCCACGGGUGUCUGGAGGCCGUUGAUCCUGCUGGGAGAUAGGUCAGGCUGCAAAUUCUUUAGUUCUCCCUUCGCAUUAGCAGGUGUUGCUCUUGCCAUAUGAACUAUUUACGAUAUGAUACCACAACAGGUUUGCUUAAGUGGCUCUCUUGAGUCAGUGUAUAAGAAACAGGGUGAAGAUGUGGAUAGUAAGUGUGUAAUUUGUUAUGGCUUUUUAAGUUUUGCUCAAUGCAAUCUAAUGGUUAUGUAGUAGGAUUGAGUGAACCCUGUGAAUAGUGAAUGUUUCACUUUUGUAUUUCAUUUACUAGAGCAGCGGGUUGUCGUGAUCAAAACAUGGAUUUGGUCGAGAACUUGUAAUGUCAUUCUGUCGUUUUCACCUUUAGUUUAUUUGAGAUGCUAUUUUGGGUC